This is a messenger RNA of Paramormyrops kingsleyae, 3522 nucleotides long. NCBI's taxonomy places the organism in Eukaryota, Metazoa, Chordata, Actinopteri, Osteoglossiformes, Mormyridae. The record is from RefSeq and is a predicted model, not a curated record.
AGAUUACUUAAUUCAAAUUCACUCACAAAAAUGCCUGAGUUCAUCUCGGUGGACGAGUUCAUCGCCGAGACCUUGGAGGAUUACAGCUCGCCGACAACCUCGUCUUUCAUCACGAAAAUGCCAAGUUGUAGAAAUGCCGUGCAUAACAUCGAAGAGGCGCUGGACAGCGACAGGACAAUCUUGCAGAAGAUGAAGAAAGCUGCCAAAGCGAAGCACGUUUCUGGUCAAGACCACAUCUCGCAUCUGGAGCUGUAUAUCAACGCUGUGGAGAAGCUGGCAGUGAACUUCUGCACCAACGGGGAGCAGGAGCUGUCAUCCGCCUUCAAUAAGUUUGCAGACUUUUCCAAAGAGCUGCUGGUGCCCAUGAAAAACCUGCUGAAGAGUAUGCUGCACAACGUCAACUUCUUCUUGGAUUCGCUCGUCAAAGGCGACCUGAAGGAGGUCAAGGGUGACCUGAAAAAGCCCUUCGACAGAGCAUGGAGGGAUUAUGAAAAUAAGUUCACCAAGAUCGAGAAGGAGAAGCGGGAGCUGGCGCGGCAGUACGGCAUGGUGCGUACCGAGGUCAGCGGCGGCGAGAUUGCCGAGGAUCUGGAGAAGGAGCGCCGCAUGUUUCAGCUGCAGAUGUGUGAGUACCUUAUCAAAGUGAACGAGAUCAAGACCAAGAAAGGCGUCGAUCUGCUACAGAAUCUCAUCAAGCACUACCACUCGCAGUGCAACUUCUUUCAAGAGUGCCUGGUGACCACAGAGAAACUCAAGCGGCACAUCGAGGACCUCACCGGAAAGCUGAACCACAUCAAACACACCCAGGACGAGGAGAAGAGGCGUUUGUGCUCCCUGAGAGAGCAGCUGCGGCCCAUCGUGCAGCCCGAGCUGAAGGAGUCCAGAAGAGACUCUCUCAGUAAACAGUCAGUCUACAGCAUGCAUCAGCUUCAGGGCAACAAGCAGUAUGGAACAGAGAAGUCUGGCUACCUUUACAAGAAGAGUGAUGGGCUGAGGAAGACAUGGCAGAAGAGGAAGUGCGCCGUGCAGAACUGCUACCUGACCAUCGCUCACGCCACCCCUAACAAACCUCCAGCUAAGCUGAACCUUCUCACCUGCCAAGUCAAGCCCAGCCUGGAAGACAAGAAAUGCUUCGACCUCAUCUCCCACAACCGCACGUACCACUUCCUGGCAGAGGACGAGCCUGAAUGUGUGGUGUGGAUCUCAGUGCUGACGAACAGCAAACAGGAGGCACUUAACGUGGCUCUGGAUGAGCGCAGGCCCAGCGGGGAGAACAGCGUGGAGGACCUGACGCGGGCCAUCACCGCUGACAUCCGCCGCAUGCCGGGGAACAGCGUCUGCUGUGACUGUGGGGCGCCAGACCCCACCUGGGUCUCCACCAACCUUGGUAUCCUCACCUGCAUCGAGUGCUCCGGCAUCCACCGCGAGAUGGGGGUGCAUCAUUCCCGUAUCCAGUCCCUGUCUCUGGACAAGCUGGGCACCUCUGAGCUGCUGCUGGCCAGAAACGUGGGCAACUCAGGAUUUAAUGAAAUUGUAGAGGCCAAUCUUCCCAGUCCCUCCCUGAAGCUGUCUGCCGAGAGCGACAUGACGGCGAGGAAGGAGUUCAUCAUGUGCAAGUAUGUGGAAGGGCAGUUUGCCCGGCGCAGCGGCGACUCCCCCGCAACCAUGCGGAGGAGCCUGCAGGAGGCGGUAUACAGGCGCGACAUCUUCGCCCUGCUCCGACUCUAUGCCGAGAAGAUGGACCUGAGCCAACCGUUGCCAAACCACAUGCAGGAGAAAGGGGAGAAUGCACUGCACCAAGCUGUCUUAUUGGCUGAUCGCACCUCCCUUCACAUGGUAGACUUCCUUGUGCACAACUGUAACAACCUGGAUGCGCAGACGGCCCGCAGGAACACGGCUCUGCACUACUGCUGCCUGCACAACAAGACCGAGUGCCUGAAGCUGCUGCUGCGUGCCAAGGCCAACACGCACAUCAAGAACGAGGCUGGGGAGACCUGCUUGGACAUGGUGCGGAGGCUGAGGCACACGCACUGCGAGGAGCUGAUAAACCAGUCGCAGAGUAAUCAGUUCAACAUGCACUUGCACGUGGAGUAUGAGUGGCGCCUCCGACAGGACGACUUGUACGAAAGCGACGAUGACCUGGAUGACAAGAUGGGCCCAGUGAAGAAGGAACGCUCCAAUCGGCCCGUCAGCCUGUACCAUGCCUCGAGUGGGGGUGGGGGGGCCCACCCAGAGCGGCUGGCGGGGGCUGGAGCCGCUCACAGCACGAGUCGCAGGCUGACUGUGAGCCACGAGCACCGGCGAGACGUCUAUGCCUUGCCGCCCCUGCAGACACGCAGCCUGGACAGCCCCCCCCCACCACCCCCCUCCUCGCCUGCGCCCCCCCUCCCUCCCAGGGUUAAAGCUCCAAAUGUCCCACCUCCCCCCCCCCCAGUCAGCCCACCCGAGGGCUGGAGCGAAACACUGGCCAAUAAGAAGCGGACCCCUCCCCCACCACUAGUGAUCCGCCACAAGCGUACCUACUCUGAGCCUUCCCCACAGGUUCCUCACAGCCCCCAUUCUCUGCGCCAGGUCCCUGUGGAUUACUCAACGCCCAGCGGGAGAGGCUACGGGGGACUGGAGUCACCCUUCCAGAAGUCUGUCUCAGGGUCGCCAAAGUACGCCGUGCCAGCUCUCAACUCGCUGCCCGAGCUGCCAGAGAGAGGGUUCAGAGGCGACGCUGAAGAUAAUCCACAGCAGCCCAUCUACCAGAUCCCCCAGGCCAGCGGUCGCACUCUUCACUUCAGUCACCCUGCCAACUCCAGUCCUCUCGCCACUGAACCCAAUGGAGCUUCUUCUAGUCAUCACAGCCAUCAGGGAUCCACGCCUGAUCCCCUGCCCAGGAAAUCACUGGUGAGGCCCAGGGUGCGGAAGGUCAAAGCCAUUUAUGACUGUGUGGCUGACCACCAUGACGAGCUGACUUUUAACGAGGGCCAGGUGCUAGUCGUGCUGGAGGAGGACGAUCCUGACUGGUGGCAUGGAUACAUCGAGGGCCAACCCAGCAAGAGGGGCCUCUUCCCAGCAUCCUUUGUCCACAUCCUGUCUGAAUAGAGACUGGGCGACUGGAGCGUUGCCGCAUUCCUGAGAGACUGUUACUCCAUCAGGACGGACCUCACUGCGGCUCGCUGCCUUCCCCUCUGGCUUUAUGUGAGAACGGCGUCUACCUGGUUGUAGACCCAAGGACCAGCAUCACCUGUGCUUUUGUGUCCAUGAGCAGUAAGGUCCUUUCUGAAGGCAAUAUCCCUCACGUAUGGUGCGUCUUUAUUCGUCUGCAGACCGUUAGGUCACGUUUCAGAGGAAUGCAUCUUCUUUCCAUAAUUACUUCAUUACCUGCCAAUCUGGGUGAAAAACAAAAUGUUCACGUGUAUUUUCUGAAAAUUGUCGACGCCAUCCCUUUGUGGUAAUACUGGUCCAGAUGAACGGUGAACAAGCAUCUGUCCCAGAGCUGGAGUGGGAGUCUUACCUCUAUGAGGGAUGACAGUA